AUGUACACCCCUAGCUCCAACCCCUUCGCCGACUCCUCCAUCCCCGACCCCGGCCAGCUCCGCGCCGUCGCCAUCACCGACCAUGUCCCCGUCAAGUUGUCCACCACCGCCGCCAACUACCUCGUCUGGAAGACGUACUUCUACCUCCUCUUCCGCGAGUACAACCCGCGUGACCACAUCGAUGGCACCGCCGAUCUCCUCGCCUGCGACUCCGACUGGCUGGCCAUCGACGCCACCAUCAUCCGCUGGCUCUUCCUCACCAUCUCGUCGGACAUCUUCAAGACCGUCGUUCGGGAGGGCGAUGAUGCCCGCACGGUGUGGGGGAAGAUCAACGGCCUCUUCACCAAUAACAAGCUCCAACGUGUUGUCUUUUUGCAGCAUGAAUUCUUCGGCACACCCCAUGGCGAUCAAGCCUUGGACGCCUACUGCCUGCGCCUCAAGGCCAUCUCCGACGAGCUCCAGGGCCUUGGGUUCCGGAUUGGCGACGAGCUCCUCCUCUCCACCCUCACCGCCGGCCUCAACGAGGACCUCGGCAACGCCGCCUCCAACCUCACCCUCAUGACCAACCCUACGUUCGAGCGGGCGGUCGACUACCUCAGGCUGGAGGAACGGCGGCUGAAGGGCGUGCGCACCCGGGCGGUUCACACCGCUCUAUGGGCCAGCGGCAACAGCGUCCUUCCUCAUGGCGGAGGAGCUCCGCCGGUGCCCACACCCGCCCCUCCACACCCCGCGCCUCAACCACCACAACACCAAGGAGGAGGGGGUGGUGUGUUGGAGAUAUGCCCAAGAGGCAAUAAUAAAUGA
This is a messenger RNA of Lolium perenne, 804 nucleotides long. The record is from RefSeq and is a predicted model, not a curated record. NCBI's taxonomy places the organism in Eukaryota, Viridiplantae, Streptophyta, Magnoliopsida, Poales, Poaceae.